This is a messenger RNA of Epinephelus lanceolatus (giant grouper), 2523 nucleotides long. Its product is annotated as extracellular calcium-sensing receptor-like. Gene Ontology annotation, cellular component: plasma membrane. Lineage: Eukaryota; Metazoa; Chordata; Actinopteri; Perciformes; Serranidae. The record is from RefSeq and is a predicted model, not a curated record. Gene Ontology annotation, molecular function: G protein-coupled receptor activity. Gene Ontology annotation, biological process: G protein-coupled receptor signaling pathway.
UUUUAUUUUAAUGGGAUGCACAAGCCAGGUGAUGUGAUGCUGGGUGGGCUGUUUCAGGUCCACUAUACCUCAGUCUUACCUGAGCCAUCGUUCACCUCAGAACCACAUCAGCUCAUCUGCCAAGGCUUUGACCCUCCAGGGUUCAGGCAUGCCAUGACCAUGGCCUUUGCUAUUGAUGAGAUCAACAAAAACUCCAACCUGCUACCUAAUGUGACUCUGGGAUACAGUCUUUAUGACAACUGUGCAACACUUGUAAUUGGAUUCAGUGCUGCAUUAUCAUUGGCCAGUGGUCGAGAAGAGCAGUUUCUACUCGAGGAGACUUGUUUGGGAACCCCUCCAGUCCUGGGGAUUGUGGGUGAUUCCUUCUCAACAUUUUCUAUUGCCACCUCUGACGUGAUAGGUUUAUUCAAACUGCCCAUUGUGAGUUAUUUUGCCACAUGUUCCUGCUUGAGUGAUCGGCAAAGGUUUCCAUCUUUCUUUAGAACAAUCCCCAGUGAUGCUUUUCAGGUGCGUGCCAUGAUUCAGAUUCUGAAACACUUUGGCUGGACUUGGGCAGGUCUGCUGGUCAGUGAUGAUGAUUAUGGACUCAAUGUUGCACGAUCCUUUCAAUCAGACCUGGCUCAGUCUGGUGGAGGUUGUCUAGCCUACUCAGAGAUUUUACCCUGGGGUGACAACUCAGCUGAAAUAAAGAGGAUUGUUACAGUGAUGAAGACAUCCACAGCUCGUGUGGUCAUUGUGUUUGCACAUCAAAUCCACAUGAUUCAACUUAUGGAAGAGGUGGUGAGGCAGAAUGUGACAGGCCUUCAGUGGAUGGCCAGUGAAGCCUGGACUGCAGCUGCUGUUCUCCAGACUCCACGUCUAAUGCCGUACCUGGGUGGCACUCUGGGCAUUGCCAUCCGCAGAGGAGAAAUACCAGGGCUCAGGGAUUUUCUGUUAAGAAUACGUCCUGACCUACAUGACAGUAAUAAUUUUGGCCAUAGCAUGGUGAGGCAGUUUUGGGAGCAGACGUUCCAGUGUAGAUUUGCUUCACCUCCAGCAGGUUGGAUGGAGGCUGGGGAAGAACCGUGCACUGGUGAUGAAGACCUAGAGAGUGUGGAGACUGAGUUUUUGGAUGUUUCUAACCUCAGGCCUGAGUACAAUAUUUACAAGGCUGUGUAUGCCCUGGCAUAUGCCCUUGAUAACAUGCUGCAGUGUGAGCCAGGGAGACGACCUUUCAGCAGGCACAGCUGUGCCACUCUGCAAACAUUGGAACCAUGGCAGCUCACAUAUUACUUGCAAAAGGUCAACUUCACUACACCAUUUGGUGAUCAAGUGUCAUUUGAUGAGAAUGGUGAUGCCUUACCAAUAUAUGAUAUCAUGAACUGGCUGUGGCUCCCUAAUGGAAGAACUAAAGUUCAGACUGUGGGGGUUGUUAGGAAGUUGGCCUCCAAAGGUGAAGAGCUCACACUUGAUGAAGACAAAAUCUUCUGGAACUUUGAAUUCAAACAGCCACCCCGAUCAGUGUGCAGAGAGAGCUGUCCUCCAGGAACUCGCAUGGCCAGGAAAAAGGGGCAGCCUGUGUGCUGUUUCGACUGUGUCCCUUGUUCUGAGGGAAAGAGCAGUAAUGAAACAGACUCCAUGGAGUGCACCAGUUGUCCAGAGGACUUCUGGUCCAGUGCCCAGCGAGACCACUGUGUUCCUAAGAAAACAGAGUUCCUGUCCUAUCAUGAGCCUCUGGGUAUCUGCUUGACAGCCGCCUCACUGCUGGGCACAUUUAUCUGUGCUGUUGUCCUUGUAAUCUUCAUCUAUCAUCGCAGUACACCUAUGGUACGUGCCAACAAUUCAGAACUGAGUUUUCUGCUCUUGGUGUCACUGAAGCUAUGUUUCCUGUGUUCUCUGCUGUUUAUUGGACGUCCCAGGCUGUGGACAUGCCAACUAAGACAUGCAGCAUUUGGGAUCAGUUUUGUGCUUUCUGUUUCUUGUAUUUUGGUAAAAACCAUGGUGGUUCUGGCUGUGUUCAAGGCUUCCAAGCCAGGAGGUGGAGCCAGCCUGAAAUGGUUUGGUCCUAUGCAGCAGAGAGGAACAGUUCUGGUUCUUACUUCUAUUCAGGCAGCAAUCUGCACUGCUUGGCUUGUCUCUUCCUCACCAGCUCCUCAUAAAAACACUCAAUACCACAAUGACAAGAUAGUUUAUGAGUGUGUAGUUGGGUCCACAAUUGGUUUUGCAGUGUUGCUAGGUUACAUUGGCUUACUGGCUAUCCUCAGCUUCCUGUUAGCAUUCCUGGCAAGGAAUCUUCCAGAUAACUUUAAUGAGGCCAAACUCAUCACUUUCAGCAUGCUGAUCUUCUGUGCAGUGUGGGUGGCCUUUGUCCCUGCUUACGUUAACUCUCCAGGAAAAUAUGCAGAUGCAGUUGAGGUAUUUGCCAUCCUGGCCUCCAGUUUUGGCCUCUUGGUGGCACUGUUUGGACCCAAAUGUUACAUUAUCCUGUUGAGACCAGAGAGGAACACAAAGAAAGCAAUCAUGGGUCGCGGAACUAAGUCAUAA